Molecule: messenger RNA, 556 nt
Organism: Ceratina calcarata
Lineage: Eukaryota; Metazoa; Arthropoda; Insecta; Hymenoptera; Apidae
Exons: 4
Coding region: 1-549 (182 amino acids)
Source: RefSeq, a predicted model, not a curated record
AUGGCUAGAUGCCAGGAUCCAGUUUGCCCGGCGAAUCAACAGCGAGCAAGGUUCUUGCAGUUCGAUAAUGACAAGGCGAGCACGUCGAAGGGUACGAAGAGGAGGACGAAAAGCAAGUCUACCGAGAAGAAGGCCAGGAUUUGCUGCUUACUUAGCAAGAAGUGUCAGGCGACUGUGGACUGCGCGACGUCGACCCCGAGACUACGAUCGAAAUCCCCGUGUCGGGGAUCAAGGAAGAGGUCCUGCCACUGCGGGGAGGCGUGCGAAACCCGUAGGAAGCCUAGGAAACGUUCCCGGUGCGUACAAUCGCCCUGUCGGUCGUCGCGUUUCGGGUCCCCUUGCAGGACUCGUUGCACGAAGAAAAAGAAGAAGACUCAGGCGAGUAGCGGGCUCUGCGUCUGUGUGCGGAAGGGGAGCUCCACAUUGACCGUGAAGAAACGCUGCAAGUGCCCUUCCAAAUGCACCAUCCUCGCUAAAUACGACGAGUGCUGUUGCGCGAAAAAUAAAGUAAUUCGUCUGAUAUCUAAGGGAGGUGAACGAAUUGAUUAAGCUAGAG